UUGGCAAUUUCCUAAACACAGCUCAGUCACUUCAGUAUCAUCCGAGGCCAGGGCAGGGGAGAGGUGUGCGUGUGUGUGUUGGAUGUAACACCGGCUGGAAGACGAGCUGCUGAAACAGAGGACCGUUGGACACCGAUUUGACAUGAGCAGGUUGCCCUGACAUGGACAAAGAGAUGAUUCCCAAAUUUUCGUCAAAGGAUGAGGAAGUUGACUACUGGAAGUCCCAAGCCCUCAAAUAUAAGAAAAGUUGCCAUGAUGCCCAGGAGGAGUUGCAGGAGUUCCAGGAAGGGAGCCGGGAGCUGGAAGCUGAGUUGGAGGCCCAGCUUGGCCAGGCCGAACACCGUCUUCGAGACCUCCAAAGCGAAAACGAGAGACUGAAGAACGAGAUGGCCAACCUCAAGGAGAAGCUAGAGCAUCAGUACGCCCAGAGUUAUAAACAGAUUUCUAUGCUAGAGGACGACCUGGGCCAGACACGCAGCAUCAAGGAGCAGCUCCACAAAUACGUCCGAGAGCUCGAGCAGGCCAACGAUGACCUGGAGAGAGCCAAAAGGGCGACGAUAGUGUCUCUUGAGGAUUUUGAAGGCCGUUUAAACCAGGCCAUAGAGAGAAAUGCCUUCCUGGAAAGUGAGCUGGACGAGAAGGAGUCUCUUCUAGUAUCCGUGCAGCGGCUGAAAGAUGAGGCACGAGACCUGAGACAAGAGCUGGCAGUACGGGAGCGGACUACAGACAGGAUGUCAGCACCCAGCUCACCCACCUUAGACAUCGACAAAAUGGAUUCUGCAGUGCAGGCGUCUUUAUCCCUCCCAGCCACACCUGUUGGAAAGAGCAUAGAGCACCCCUUCAUCAGCCCAAAAGGAUUGACCAAUGGCAACUCGUCCCUCACUCCCUCUGCUAGAAUCUCAGCUCUUAAUAUUGUCGGUGAUCUCCUGAGGAAAGUUGGGGCUCUGGAGUCAAAACUCGCCGCCUGUAGGAACUUUGCCAAAGACCAGGCAGCAAGAAAAAAUUACUCCAAAGACAACGGCACACUCAUCAACAGCAACGCCACCAAGUUCUCUCACUCCCUUCAUACCACUUACUUCGACAAAACGACUGUUAAUGGAUUGGACCCCAGCUCCUUGACCUCCAUUGCAACAUCCAGAGCCGUGUCUCCACCAGGCAUGCUGCCUCUGAGUGUGUGAGGCGUCCCUAUACCACAUUAACCUCCACUGAAUCUCCUAUCCACCCAACACAAAAAAACAGAGAGGACACUUGAAAGACCAUUACAUUGUGUGCUAAGUGUGUAUGUGUGUGUGUGUUUGAGAAAGAGAGAGUGUUUGAAAGGAAGAGUGAUGCGUGUGUUCGGGAUUGUGCAUUUUUGAACGUGACGUGUGGAAGAGGAGGCUUUACUAUACAAUGUUCGGAGCUCUAAAUGCAUCUGUGAGUAGGUGCACAGUCGUGUGCAUACGUUCCUACCACACACUGGCCUGUGCCUAAAGCUCUACUGUACUGUGCUCGUAUGAAUGUCACUGCAAAUGCGUUGCUCUCUAGAUGUCAACUCUGAAGUGGCACCGUUAUAUUCUUAGUUUCUGUUCAUCUUAAAAAUCUACUAUCCCUGACAAAAGGUCCUGAACAGACCACAGCUUCUUCCUUUUCCUCCUGUGUUUUCACUUAAAUUGCACAAUUACUAUUUUCAAUUUAGAAUGUAUUAUAUAUUUAAAAAGGGAUAUGUUCAUACUAACUAAUUUAUCUCACAGUAUGCUUUAAAAUGCAAUGUUUCUUAUUUGCUAUUUUUUUGCAUGUGUGCAUAUGUGAUGUGGGGUUGGAGAGGUGUUGUGGGACCCCAUAUUCAUGACUGAAGUGAAUGUUGAUCGUUCAAAGCCAUGUAGCCAUAGUGCAGUCGUUCCUCUUGCCGCUGGCUACUUGCUGUAAUCCGUUUGGAAGUAGUCUCCACGUUAGAGCUUGGAAAUAUCAGCUGGUUCUGUCCUCUGGGUUAAACCCGCACUUAAACUUAAACUGCUCCUCCUCACAGGUUUUGCUGAAGUCGAGUGUUUUUUUUUCUCUGUGGACAUCCAUUGACAUUUCGAGGGAACAGUUUUGCCUUUUUUUACGUAUAGAUUUUUUUUUUUUUAUUUUGUGACAGGCUUACCUCAUUCUCAUGGUGGAUUCGUAAUAUGAUGAGGCGAAUUUGGCUAUUUAAAACUCACACAGAAGGACGCUCAAAGCAAAA
Morone saxatilis (striped sea-bass) is the source of this 2206-nucleotide messenger RNA. RefSeq names its product nudE neurodevelopment protein 1-like 1b (gene ndel1b). Gene Ontology annotation, cellular component: kinesin complex; centrosome; kinetochore. Gene Ontology annotation, biological process: establishment of mitotic spindle orientation; microtubule nucleation; mitotic centrosome separation. The transcript has 9 exons. The record is from RefSeq and is a predicted model, not a curated record. Gene Ontology annotation, molecular function: microtubule binding. NCBI's taxonomy places the organism in Eukaryota, Metazoa, Chordata, Actinopteri, Moronidae. Bases 162 to 1178 code for a protein of 338 amino acids.